Nicotiana tabacum (common tobacco) is the source of this 1396-nucleotide messenger RNA. RefSeq lists its product as uncharacterized. The record is from RefSeq and is a predicted model, not a curated record. NCBI's taxonomy places the organism in Eukaryota, Viridiplantae, Streptophyta, Magnoliopsida, Solanales, Solanaceae. Gene Ontology annotation, biological process: maturation of SSU-rRNA. Gene Ontology annotation, molecular function: rRNA small subunit aminocarboxypropyltransferase activity.
UUUCUCUUUCAUUAUGUGACUUCAGAAUUGCUGUUCUUUCACCAAAGUUUUUGCUCCUUCGAAACCCUGGCUGCGCUUCUUUCACUUCGUUUCUAAAAGCCUAUGUUCUGUGCUUCGUCCUUAUUAUGAGAAAAUAAGAGAAAUUGAUCAGUUACUGGAAGUUUCUUAAGUGGCAAACACCAUCGAAAUAGUAUUUCAAGAAGUACAAUCAAAUACGUUAGGACGUUAGCGAUGGGUGGUAACAAGCAAAGGCGUAAAACCCAUCACCUCUCUCAUCGAGGAGAAUCCAGCCGCACCCGUCAACCUGUUGAUUCUCUCAGGGUUGAAGAGUCUUUACCCGCAGAACUUGUGGAAGAAGAGGAACCAACAGGACCAAGAGUUCAGCUGGCUAUGUGGGAUUUUGGUCAGUGCGAUGCUAAAAGGUGCACUGGACGGAAGCUUGCAAGAUUUGGUUUGUUGAAAGAGCUGCGCGUUGGUACUGGAUUUGGCGGCAUUUGUUUAAGUCCCACUGGAUCACAGUGUAUCUCAAGAGAAGAUAGUAGUUUACUUGAUCGAAGGGGGUUAGCUGUAGUCGAUUGCUCAUGGGCUCGCUUGGAUGAUGUACCUUUCACAAAACUACGUUGUGCUGCUCCUCGUCUAUUACCAUGGUUGGUAGCAGCAAAUCCAGUAAACUAUGGUCGUCCGUGUGAGCUAUCUUGUGUCGAGGCUUUAGCAGCAGGUUUAAUUAUUUGCGGUGAGGAGGAAACUGGAAACCUACUGCUCAGCAAGUUCAAAUGGGGUCAUGCAUUCUUGUCCCUAAAUAAAGAACUUUUGAAGGCAUACUCAGGAUGUAAGACGAGUGCUGAUAUUGUUUCAACUCAGAACGAGUGGCUUUCCUCACAAACCUCAAAUAUUCCUCAAACUAUAAAAGCAGAAGACACUGGAUCUCACAGUGAAGGUGAAAAUUCUUCCAAUGAUUCGGACGAUGGACUUCCUCCUUUGGAGAAGAAUAUGAAUCAUCUUGACGUGGUGGACAGCGAUGAAGAGAGUGAAUAGCAUACUUUUUUUUUUUUUUCCUUCAGAAAAUGGAAAAUAUAGGUAGUAGCAGCAAUAAGAGAAAAUGUUUGAUGUAUUAAUAUAGCAGAAUCCUCUAUUCACUGUAUUCUUCUGUUAGAAUGUGGAGAGUAUUGUUUCCCAAGAUAUCGUUGUUUAAAACAAAACACCUGGGUUUAGUUAUGGGAUCAUCUUUACCAAAGUAACACUAGUUACAUGAUCCUAGUAGUUCAUCAAUCUUACAUAAGUGACAUAAGGUAGAAGGGGAGAAACUUUCUUUGUACUUGACUGGGCAUUUCUACUUUUUCUAUUGUUUAAUUUAUGCAAUGAGAAGUUUUACCGUCUACAAGUUAUUUAUUUCCUA